Peromyscus eremicus (cactus mouse) is the source of this 2615-nucleotide messenger RNA. It is a transcript of the gene Grip1, whose product is annotated as glutamate receptor interacting protein 1. Gene Ontology annotation, biological process: neurotransmitter receptor transport, endosome to postsynaptic membrane. NCBI's taxonomy places the organism in Eukaryota, Metazoa, Chordata, Mammalia, Rodentia, Cricetidae. The record is from RefSeq and is a predicted model, not a curated record. Gene Ontology annotation, molecular function: nuclear glucocorticoid receptor binding. The transcript has 15 exons. The coding region runs from base 244 to 2352 and encodes 702 amino acids.
UUACGUGCCCCUCCCCACUGCCAGGGCUACUCCCUUUUCAGCCAGCAAGGCAAAAGCUGCUCCCAGACCCCGUCACCCACUGUCCUAGCGACAUGACUGCCCAGUACUUAGCCCUUCCUGCUCCUGCUGACAGAGCCCGUGGGGUGAGCCCGCCCGUUCCCAGUUGACCUGGAUUACAGCACACAGCAGAAGGCAGGAAGACAUUCCCAGAAUGUCCUUCAUUUCUUUGGUCAUUAUUACUUGAUGCUAGAGAGGGUGAGACUGGGAAGCGCUGAAAGGCAGGAGAUGAAGAAACCUUAUAGUUUCCACCAUCCUUUCCGUCGACCCCUAAGGAAAGGACAGAGGAUAAAGACGGCUCAUGUGUCUUUAGCCUCUAGCACUGUGGGAUUGGCUGGACAGGUGGUUCACACGGAAACCACGGAGGUUGUGCUGACGGCUGAUCCUGUCACGGGCUUUGGAAUCCAACUGCAGGGCAGCGUGUUUGCCACAGAGACGCUCUCCUCGCCGCCUCUGAUUUCCUAUAUUGAAGCUGACAGCCCAGCAGAGAGAUGUGGGGUGCUGCAGAUUGGAGACAGAGUCAUGGCCAUUAACGGAAUUCCGACGGAAGACAGUACCUUUGAGGAAGCCAAUCAGCUCCUGCGAGACUCUUCCAUCACAAGCAAAGUCACACUGGAAAUUGAGUUUGAUGUUGCAGAGUCUGUCAUCCCAAGUAGUGGAACAUUUCAUGUAAAACUGCCUAAGAAGCACAGCGUGGAGCUUGGAAUAACCAUCAGUUCACCAUCCAGUAGAAAACCUGGGGACCCUCUUGUCAUUUCAGAUAUCAAGAAGGGCAGUGUGGCACACAGAACUGGAACGCUGGAACUUGGGGAUAAGUUGCUCGCGAUAGAUAACAUCCGGCUGGACAACUGUUCCAUGGAAGACGCAGUCCAGAUCCUCCAGCAGUGUGAAGACCUGGUGAAGCUCAAAAUCCGCAAGGAUGAAGAUAACUCAGAUGAGCAAGAAAGUUCCGGAGCGAUCAUUUAUACGGUGGAGCUGAAGCGCUAUGGGGGGCCCCUUGGCAUCACAAUUUCAGGAACUGAAGAGCCCUUUGAUCCUAUAAUCAUCUCAAGCCUCACUAAAGGGGGAUUAGCUGAAAGGACUGGAGCGAUCCACAUUGGAGAUCGAAUCCUAGCCAUCAACAGCAGCAGCUUGAAGGGAAAGCCUCUGAGUGAAGCCAUCCACUUGCUACAGAUGGCAGGAGAGACUGUCACCCUGAAAAUUAAGAAACAGACAGAUGCCCAAUCAGCAUCAAGUCCCAAGAAGUUCCCCAUCCCCAGCCACUCGAGUGACCUGGGAGAUGGUGAAGAGGACUCCUCCCCAAUACAGAAGCCUGGCAAGCUCUCUGAUGUGUACCCCUCCACGGUGCCCAGCGUGGACAGUGCUGUGGACUCCUGGGAUGGGUCUGGAAUUGAUGCCAGCUAUGGGAGUCAAGGCUCCACUUUCCAGACUUCAGGAUACAAUUUCAACACCUAUGAUUGGAGGAGUCCAAAACAAAGAGGCAGCCUGUCCCCGGUCCCCAAGCCUCGAAGCCAGACUUAUCCAGACGCGGGGCUGAGUAAUGAAGACUGGGAUCGGUCCACAGCCAGCGGCUUCGCAGGGGCCUCCGACAGUGCAGAGGCUGAACAAGAGGAAAACUUCUGGUCUCAAGCACUGGAGGACCUGGAGACCUGCGGCCAGUCGGGGAUCCUGAGAGAGCUUGAGGCAACAAUCAUGUCGGGGAGCACCAUGAGUUUGAAUCAUGAGGCUCCAACAGCUCGCAGUCAGCUGGGGCGGCAGGCCAGCUUCCAGGAACGGAGCAGUUCCCGGCCACACUACAGCCAAACGACUCGCAGCAACACCCUGCCCUCAGACGUGGGCAGGAAGUCGGUAACCCUGAGGAAAAUGAAGCAAGAAAUAAAGGAGAUCAUGUCCCCAACUCCUGUGGAGCUUCACAAGGUGACCUUAUAUAAGGACUCCGGCAUGGAGGACUUCGGGUUCAGUGUGGCAGACGGCCUGCUGGAGAAAGGGGUGUAUGUCAAAAACAUCCGCCCAGCCGGGCCAGGCGAUCUCGGCGGCUUGAAGCCCUAUGACAGGCUCCUACAGGUUAACCACGUCCGGACCAGGGAUUUUGACUGCUGCCUGGUAGUGCCGCUCAUAGCCGAAUCUGGCAACAAGCUGGACCUGGUCAUUAGCAGAAACCCACUGGUCUCCCAGAAGUCAGUAGAGCAGCAGGCCCUGCCAGGAGACUGGAGCGAACAGAACAGCGCUUUCUUCCAACAGCCCAGCCACGGUGGGAUUCCCGUAGAUGCCAUAUACUUUUGGCAAAGCCUGUGAGAAAGACCAUCAUCCCCUUCCACGAACAAACUUUGGGCUGAUGUCAUCAGGCAAGGACGUGAGCCAGCACACGACAGUCCCCAAGUUCACUCUUACGUUCACAGAUCUGCAAUAUUGGCCUUGGUCAAAGCAGGAAGGCUCCAGCAGACUCAGAACUGGGGCUGAGUAACACUGCCAUUUUCUCUUUGUACACCACCACACGAAAUCAUAACCCUCACCCAAUGUUGGUGAGAAGAAAUAUAACUCAAGAAAUUUUUUUUGAA